AUGAACUCUCUCCGUAUUGCUCGUGCGGCUCUCCGGGCUCGCCCCGUCGCCGCCCGUGUCCCUCUCCAGCGUAGAGGCUACGCGGAGGCCGUGUCGGACAAGAUCAAGCUCAGCCUGUCGCUUCCCCACCAGUCCAUUUACAAAUCCCACGAUGCCGUCCAGGUCAACAUUCCUGCCGAGUCCGGUGAAAUGGGUGUGCUCGCCAACCACGUCCCAUCGAUUGAGCAGCUGAAGCCUGGCGUUGUCGAGGUUAUCGAGGAGAGCGGCACCAAGCGUUUCUUCCUUUCCGGUGGUUUCGCUGUCGUUCAGCCCAACUCGGCGCUGAGCAUCAACGCCGUUGAGGGUUACGCGCUGGAGGAUUUCAACCCGGACGCUGUCCGUUCCCAGAUUGCGGAGGCGCAGAAGGUCGCCAACGGUAGCGGUAGCGAGCAGGAUAUUGCGGAGGCGAAGAUUGAGUUGGAGGUUCUUGAAAGCCUCCAGGCUCACUUGAAGUAA
This is a messenger RNA of Dichotomopilus funicola, 495 nucleotides long. RefSeq names its product putative atp synthase. Gene Ontology annotation, biological process: proton motive force-driven ATP synthesis. The record is from RefSeq and is a predicted model, not a curated record. Lineage: Eukaryota; Fungi; Ascomycota; Sordariomycetes; Sordariales; Chaetomiaceae. Gene Ontology annotation, molecular function: proton-transporting ATP synthase activity, rotational mechanism. The transcript has 5 exons. The coding region runs from base 1 to 495 and encodes 164 amino acids.